Molecule: messenger RNA, 1536 nt
Organism: Neocloeon triangulifer
Lineage: Eukaryota; Metazoa; Arthropoda; Insecta; Ephemeroptera; Baetidae
Product: legumain-like
Exons: 12
Coding region: 86-1453 (455 amino acids)
Biological process (GO): vacuolar protein processing
Molecular function (GO): cysteine-type endopeptidase activity
Source: RefSeq, a predicted model, not a curated record
GUGUCGCGCUUGUUUAAAACAGAGGGGGCAGAUUGAUCUCUGCAAGUCGCUUCGAUUAAUCAAUCCCGAUCCUCCGCUCCUCUGCAUGUGGUGCUCUAUGCGAUGGCUGCUGGCAGUUAGGAUGUGGCGCCCAGUUGGUUUGGUCGCGCUUUUUUCCAUCUGCGUGGUGGCCGAGGCCCUUAAUUCGCAGAGUUUGCCUCGCAAUGGCAAAAAGUGGGCUCUGCUUGUAGCGGGAUCAAAGGAGUUUUACAACUAUAGGCACCAGGCUGAUCUUUGCCACGCAUAUCAGAUCCUUCGAGGCAAUGGAAUUCCUAAUGAAAAUAUCAUCGUAAUGAUGUUUGAUGACAUAGCUAACAGCAAAGAAAAUCCAACGCAGGGCGUGAUUAUAAAUGAACCUGGUGGCUUCAAUGUCUAUGAAAACGUCCCCAAAGACUACACUGGAGAAGCAGUUAACUCUUCGACCUUCCUCGCAGUUUUACGAGGGGACAAGGAUGCGGUCAACGGAAUCGGCUCUGGUCGCGUUUUGGAAACCGGUCCCCACGACCACAUCUUCGUCAAUUUCGUCGACCACGGGGCUCCCGGCUUGCUGGCCAUGCCCUCGGACGUGCUCUACGCCUCCCAGCUGCUGACCACUUUGCAGGAGAUGUCGGUGCAGAACAAGUUUGCAAAGAUGGUCCUCUAUGUUGAAGCUUGCGAGUCAGGCUCUAUGUUUGACGCUCUACUUCCCGACGAUACAAACAUUUUCGUUAUAACCGCGGCAGAUCCGCACGAAUCGUCUUACGCCUGUUACUUCGACAACCUGCGUAACACCUACCUAGGCGACGUGUUCAGUGUGAUGUGGAUGCAGGACACGGAGCAGGAAGACUUGGGUCGAGAGACGUUGCACCACCAAUUUGAGGUGGUGCGAUCGCGGACGAACACGAGCCACGUCGAGGAAUACGGAGACUUGAACGUGGGCGCCUCUUUGCUCAAAGACUUCAUCGGCUCGACGCCGGUCAGCAGCUAUCGGCGGGCCAUCAAAGCGCCGCUCAAAGACGUCGUCUCGUCUCGGGAUGUGCCCAUCGAGAUUGUUAAGAGGAAAAUGAGGGCCGAGUUAAAUGCCACGCGGAAACACGAGUUGCGGCAAAAACUGCACAGGAUGACAAAGCACCGAAAAGUGAUGGUCAGCCAGUUUAGAUCGAUCAUCGAGGCGGUGGUCAGGUCCAAGGACAAAGUGGAGAGCAUUAUUAACACAAGGAAACAGCUGCGAAACCUCAAGUGCUACGAGAGACUUGUCCAAUCAUAUGACAGAUACUGCUUCAACAUUGCUGAGAAUUCGCACUCGCUGAGCCAGUUGUACAUGUUUGUGAACGUCUGCGAAAUGCGACUGCCCGUGGAGGAGUUCGUCCAUGCGAUCAAGAUCACCUGCAGAAACAAUUCGCAGUCCGGAUUCUUCACAGACACCGUUGUUUGAAAAGUACAAUAUUGUAUAACGGCCACCUUUGCAGCUAGAGAAAAAUACAACGAGAGAAAAAAUACGACAAUCGUUAUCGAUCG